GGUCGCUCGCUCGCGCUCGCCGCCCGACAGUCGAGAUGAAGAUGGCCGCUGAGGUGAGGUGGCUUCUAGUUUUUCUUAUAUGUUGCGCCGUCUCGCCGGGCCACGGCGAGACGCCGCACCGGAAAUUCGAGUACAAAUAUUCGUUCAAGCCGCCGUACCUCGCGCAGAAGGAUGGCAGCGUACCGUUCUGGGAAUAUGGCGGAAACGCUAUCGCUAGUGCGGAGAAUGUCAGAGUUGCCCCAUCUCUCAGAAGUCAAAAAGGUGCAAUAUGGGCAAAGCAACCGACAAACUUCGACUGGUGGGAGGUGAACAUAGUUUUCCGUGUAACCGGUCGAGGAAGGAUAGGAGCGGACGGUUUGGCGUUCUGGUACACAAGUACGAAGGGACUUUACAACGGUACAGUCUUCGGUAGCUCGGAUAUGUGGACAGGGCUGGGAAUCUUCUUCGAUUCCUUCGACAAUGACAAUAAGCACAACAAUCCGUACAUUAUGGCAGUUGUCAACGACGGGACGAAGGUGUUCGAUCACACAAACGACGGCUCUACGCAGCAACUGUCAGGAUGUUUACGAGAUUUCCGCAAUAAGCCAUUCCCCACGCGAGCACGAGUAGAAUAUUACAAGAAUACGUUAACCCUACUGUUCCACAACGGUGUAACGGAGAACGUACAAGAUUACGACAUCUGCUUCCGAAUAGACAACGUUAUAUUACCGAAGAGUGGAUUCUUUGGCGUUUCCGCUGCUACCGGUGGUUUGGCUGAUGAUCACGACGUCCUGUACUUCCUCACUACCUCUCUGUACCCGCCCGGACAACUGCCAGUGAAUGGACACAAGGUUUCGUUAGAAGAACAGGCCAAACUCAAUCAGGAAUACUUAGAUUACCAGAAGAAGCUGGAGGAACAGAAGGAGGAGUACCACAAGGAACACCCGGACCGGCUACGCAAGAGCGAGUUCGAGGAUUACUUCGAGACGGAAAACCAGAGGGAGUUGCGACAGGUAUUCGAAGGCCAGAGUCAGAUAUUCGAGGUCUUACGUGGACUCCACAGCAAAUUGGACGAGGUCGUGGGCAGGCAAGAGCGAACAUUGAGCUUGAUAUCUCAGCUUCAAGCGGGUGGUGUGCAAGUCUCGGGUGGCCAGCCGGAUGGUCAGCCUAUGCUGAUAGACACCAUACGUCGCCAGGAGGUCGACGCUGUGUUGACCAAUCAGAAUAUCAUAUUGAACACAGCCAGGGAGAUCAAGUCGUUCGUGGGUGAGGUUCAUUCGAAGGCCGAGUCGAUCCUCAACAAUCAGGCGCGCGCACCGACAGCACAGGUACAGCCGAUGGGAUACGAUUAUCAAUCACUCAUAUCCGAGUUGCGAGACGGGUUGAACACGUUGAAGAGGGAUUUCCGACAAACCAAUACGGGCGGUGAUUGCCCUACCACAAAUUGUUUGUCGACAACUAUGUUCUUUAUGUUCAUCGCGAUACAAAUGAUAAUAUUACUGGCGUACAGUCUCUAUCGGGACAGUAAGGAAGCACAGAUGAAGAAGCUCUACUAACCAUCAUCGUUCGGUACCAUUCGUGAUGAACGUGCAAUACAUUCUUUGUUUGUGAAUUAUAUCUUAAUAUUUUUAUUACUUGUUAGUCGUAUACUCGCGAAGAAUGCGUCCCGACAUUUGUACAAUAAAUGCAUCCUUCAUCUGCCAGAUUGAUCUGAAAUUAUGAGACAUACGUCGAGUAUCAUCUCCGCGAGGAUCACGAGAACAUUUCACGGCAGUGUGACUGUUUCGCUGUUUCAACAACUGUUUCAACGCUGUUUAAACAAGAGAGAUUGCAUGUAUUAUAACUAUUGACUUCUGGCAGAGUGCGCGUGUGAAAUUCGGAGAAAAGAUCAAAUCGAAGUUAUAAAUUAGACAAACGAUAGAUAGUGAGAGAGAGAGAAAGAGAGAGAGAGAGAGAAAAAGAGAGAAAGAGAGAGGGAGAAAGAGAGUCUCUCGCCGGAGCUAUCAAAAGUGUUUUCGCAAGUUUCCGUUUGAGUCGUUAUAUAUAUAUACAUAUAUAUAUGUAUUAUAUAUAUAUAUAUAUGUAUAUACACAUACAUAAUAUAUAUAUAAUAUAUAUAUAUACAUAUAUUUUUUUACCGUUGAUGGUCGCGCAAGCAUAUUUAACGUUACGCACACGUAUCCGUUUCCGUGGUCUUUUUUUCUUCUUUUUUAUUUUAUAUAACAUUAUAUCGAUUUCUCAUUGUACUAGUAACGAAGCUUUCGGUGCAGAUCUUUGUACAUUUUAUAUAUGAAGCAUUUAGUAUUUGAGUAUACGAUGCUUACGAUUACGUUGCCCGUAAGGAUCGUCGCUCAUAAAGAAAGAAACGUGAUGAAUUAACUAUUCCAUCAGAGGCUAUUGUAGUGGAGAAUGUCGUGUGUCAAAA
Molecule: messenger RNA, 2404 nt
Organism: Harpegnathos saltator (Jerdon's jumping ant)
Lineage: Eukaryota; Metazoa; Arthropoda; Insecta; Hymenoptera; Formicidae
Gene: ergic53
Product: lectin, mannose binding protein ergic53
Exons: 10
Coding region: 36-1535 (499 amino acids)
Biological process (GO): endoplasmic reticulum to Golgi vesicle-mediated transport
Cellular component (GO): COPII-coated ER to Golgi transport vesicle; endoplasmic reticulum-Golgi intermediate compartment; Golgi membrane
Molecular function (GO): D-mannose binding
Source: RefSeq, a predicted model, not a curated record